CUAAACCUGCAGGAAAGUGCCCUGGGUCGAGGAGAACUCAGUGAGGAAGUGUGUGCAUACUUCUGCACCCGGAGUGGUUCUCAGUUCUGUAACCUUCGCCUCCCACUGGGUGGAGUAGGGCUUUUAAGAGCAGCUGGAAUGCAGUUCCCCAGAUCAGUGUAGCCAGUUGUUGCCUGUCUGAACCUCUGCCUGUCCUGGAGAGCGGUGCUCUGAGCUGAAGCCAGCCGCCUUGCUCUGCACCCCUCACCAACGUCCUUCUCACGGGAGCAAGAAGGAACAUUUCCACCUGCCCAACCAUGGGGGAGGAUGCUGCACAAGCUGAAAAGUUCCAGCACCCGGGUUCUGACCUCCGGCAGGAGAAGCCAGCCAGCCCCAGCCCGGUGCCCUCUUCCACGCCGAGCCCCAGCCUGAACCUUGGGAGCACAGAUGAAGCUAUCCGCGACAACUCGCAGGUGAAUGCCGUCACGGUGCUCACGCUCCUGGACAAGCUGGUGAAGAUGAUGGAUACCGUGCAGGAGAAUCAGCACAAGAUGGAGCAGCGGCAGAUCAGCCUGGAGGGUUCCGUGAAGGGCAUCCAGAACGACCUCACCAAGCUCUCCAAGUACCAGGCCUCCACCAGCAACACUGUAAGCAAGCUGCUGGAGAAGUCCCGCAAGGUCAGCGCUCACACGCGCGCGGUCAAGGAGCGCUUGGAGAGGCAGUGCGCGCAGGUGAAGCGGCUGGAGAGCAACCAUGCCCAGCUCCUCAGACGCAACCAUUUCAAAGUGCUCAUUUUCCAGGAAGAAAAUGAGAUCCCUGCCAGUGUGUUUGCCAAAGAGCCUGUUCCCAGUGCCGCGGAAGGGAAGGAGGAGCUUGCCGAUGAAAACAAGUCCCUGGAGGAAGCCUUGCACACGGUGGACCUCUCCUCGGAGGACGAAUUGCCCCACGACGAGGAGGGCCUGGAAGACAGUGCGGAGGAAAAUAUGGAAGAAAGUAGAGCGGAGAAAAUAAAAAGAUCCAGCCUCCGGAAAGUGGAUAGCAUCAAGAAAGCAUUCUCGCGCCAGAACAUCGAGAAACAGAUGAACAAGCUGGGGACCAAGAUUGUAUCUGUGGAGAGGAGAGAGAAGAUUAAGAAAUCGUUCGCUUCUAAUCAUCAGAAAGCAUCCUCGGGGAAAAGCUCCCCCUUCAAGGUCUCUCCCCUUACUUUUGGUCGGAAGAAAGUCCGAGACGCGGAAAGCGCGGCAGAAAAUGAGACCAAGUCAGAAGAGAUGCCCAGCAACGAGCAGAUGCCGAAUGACCACGAGGACGGCUCCUACGCCGAGGGGCUUUCCGAAGCAUCCCUCGCCAGCGUCCUGGUGGAAGGGAAGGGGGCCGAGGGCGAUAGUGGGAGGGCAGCCUCCAGAGGCAGUAACUCCGGCAUGGACAGCAACGUGGACUUGACUAUCGUGGAAGAUGAAGAAGAGUCGCCGGUGGCCAUGGAACAGGCACGGAAGGUGCGCUAUGAGGGCGGCUAUGCCCUCAACUCCAAGGAAGCAGAGCGGUCAGAGGAGGAGCCCGCGCAGCCACCUGUGCUCCAGGUGGACCAGAUGGCCUAAACAGCGGCCUGCCUGUGGUGUCCGGCUGGUGUCUCCAGGUGGGCGGGGUGCCGGAGCCUGGCACAAACUCCUGCAUGUCGCCAGCACCAGCCUCUCACUACUGUGUUGUGGUCCACACAGAAAUCAUGUACGACGUAGCAGCAACACGCACAAGACCAGGAUUUACUAUGGAGGCAGCCUGUCAGGGGUCUAUUUCUAAUUUGGUCGUAGGUUUCAUUUCCAUAGAACUUCCCCAAGAUUGCCCAGAAGAAGAAAUGGAGCAGCUGAAAAACACUGAGCAAUUUAACUUAGGCAGAAAAACCAAAGGCUACUUAAGAUACUAGUCAUGAAAUGUGAUUUUAUUUUUUGUCACUCCAUAUGCUUGCGGAACAGUGUACCACUAAUAUAUUGAAUUUCCACAGAACUCGGUGAAUCUGAUUUCUAUUUUUCAAGUGUGUGAUAUGCAAUAUACAUGUGUUUAAGCUACAGGUGUAACUACCUUAUAUUUUAAAAAGAAAACACUUCUUUUAGAAAGUAGAAGAGAAAGUUCAGUUGACCAUCCACUUAAUAGAAACCAUUGCUUUAUUGAAAAUGAACUGAAAAUUGAAAGAUUAUAAUGUUUAACUAAUGAAGUAAGAUAUGUAGAAAAGUUGGGACUAUUAGAAAAAGAGAAUUAUGAAAGAGCUGUGGGAAAAUAAGAGAAAUAGGAAACAAAGAAUGCCAAAGAAAAUGAAGACAAAGAAAAAAAGUAUGUGCUUAAAAAUAGAAUAAUUACAAUAUCAGUUCAAGUAUUUCACUCUUUAUAACAAUACUAAAGAAGUUUAUAUAUCCUGGAAUAAUGUUAUAUUUUCACAAUAUUUUUAUUUUCUAACAUUUUCAAAUAAUAUAAAAAACAUUUUACUGUGUUAAAGCUGACUUUUUUAAUAAAUAAAAGAUGUUUCUCUAAAGAAGCUCAAAAGAAUGUUGUCUCUUUAAUAUUGGAAUGAAUAUAAAUCUUCAAAAUUAAUUAAUGUAUACUGCCUUUUCUAGGAAGUUGGAUCAUACUAUUCUUUAAUGUAAUGUCUUUCAAAUUUGAAAUAUCCCAUAUACUCCAAAUGUAAUGUUGGUUUAUAAUUAAAAUCAACAGAUUUGAGAAGGGAAGGAAGUCUUCUGUUUUUCCUUUUUUUAUACGUAAUGAUAAUUUUA
Molossus molossus (Pallas's mastiff bat) is the source of this 2738-nucleotide messenger RNA. RefSeq names its product caveolae associated protein 2 (gene CAVIN2). The coding region runs from base 297 to 1574 and encodes 425 amino acids. Gene Ontology annotation, cellular component: cytoplasm; caveola. The transcript has 2 exons. The record is from RefSeq and is a predicted model, not a curated record. Gene Ontology annotation, molecular function: protein kinase C binding. Lineage: Eukaryota; Metazoa; Chordata; Mammalia; Chiroptera; Molossidae.